GUUUAUCGAUAGCUCUGAACUGUAUGUGAGAGAGCCUCUCAACAUCUGACAGUAACCACAUGGAAUUUCGAGUGACGUUUCACCAACAAGCAGCAACACCAGCACCAACAGCAGUAGCAGUAUCAUAUACACACACACACACUGCCGUACAUUCCCAUCGUGUACGUAGUGGUUUCUGAGCGACUAUCAUCGUCAUCACACAAAUGCAAUCGUGUGUACAUCACGAGUAGAAAAAGUCAAAACACAUAAUUAUUUGGACCAAUCACACGAGACCACAUAAACCGAGAACCGCCGCAGCGCUAGUAAAAAUAAAUGGUUUCAUCGGUUCAUAUGUUGUACAUUUAAAAGACACAAGCAAUAUACAACUUAUCGUCUUUAUUUUGAACAGAACAAAAAAAUUAAAGGCAAAAUUAAAGAGCCUUUGUUCAUACUGAAAAGCAAAGUGUUUAGGAUUGGUCGGUCCGUAAUUUUCGUUCAUCUUUUAUUUUAUUUGAAGAAUUUGUCAUUUUUUAGAGAAAAAAAAGAGAGAAAAAAGCGAAAAAAAGAAAGAAGAAUUUGUCGAAGAAAAAAAUUUGUCAAUGAACAAAAAUGAACAAAUUCGUUGAGUGAACACGAUCAACGAAAAUUAAAACAUUGAAAUUCACUUUUUUCUGAACUGCCCAACGAAGAAGUGAGUGUUUUUUGUGCGUGUGUGAUACGGAAAUACGGAAAAGAUCAAUUGCUGCGCCGAGACAUAAAAGAAAAUAACAACAAAAUCCUGUAAUAAAAAUUGAGUCGAAACAGUGGCACAUCAACAUUCUAUAAAUAUCAUUCCCGAUAAUCGAAUACAUUAGCAACGACAGACGAAACAAGAGCUAUAUAGAGAAAGAAAGUGGUGGAAGAAAAGACUAGUGAACCCGUCCACCUGGCGCUUAGACACGAAUAUUGAAAAAAAAAAUUGCGAAAUAAUCACAGUGACCAUUCGCGUCCAAACACUCGGUCAUUUCAUUGGCGCUGCAUAAACAAAUCCGAGGCGAUUCAGAACACACACAAAAUGGGCAUAAAUACAAUCGAUAUGAACAUGCAAUCACUGACUGACAAACGAUUGACAGCCUGUCUAUUGUUGUUAAUUCUAGAGCUAUUCUUUGAUGGUGCUGAAAGUGCGGUAUCACAGCAAGAAGUCGAUCGACACUUAGAAUUGGGAAAGCAAUUUUUAGUCAAUGGUCAAUUAAGCGAUGCGCUAACACAUUACCAUGCAGCUGUUGAGGGUGAUCCGCACAAUUAUUUGAUAUACUAUCAACGAGGUACGGUGUAUUUGGCGUUGGGUAAAGCGAAAUUUGCAUUGAACGAUCUAACAAAGGUGUUGGAGUUGAAGCCACAUUUUGUGGCGGCUCGAUUUCAACGUGGUACCGUGUAUAUGAAAAUCGGUGAUUAUGAUAAUGCUGAGCGUGACUUUUAUGCGGUGCUCCAAAUGGAACCGUAUCAUCAGGAUGCAAAUUAUUGGUAUACGCGAGUGCAACCAGCACGUGAUCAAUACAUGUACAUUGUGGAAUCGAUUCAGUACAAUAAUCAUCACAAUGCCAUCCAGUUGUUGACGCAAUUAUUGGAAAUAUCACCAUGGUCAAAGCUAUUACGUGAAAUGCGUGCCGAUAGUCACAUCAAUGUGGGUGACAUUUUAUCGGUGGUGUCGGAUUUACGGUCGGUCAAUCGAUUGACACAAGACAGUACUGAUGGAUAUUUCAAAUUGUCACAUUUAUUGUAUCAAAUCGGUCAUGCAAGCGAUGCAUUGAAAGAGGUACGUGAAUGCUUGAAAUUGGAUCCGGAACACAAAGACUGCUUCCCAUUUUAUAAGAAAAUUAAGAAGGUGGAAAAAGCGCUGACUGACGCACAUACAGCACUGGAACGUGGCGAAUAUCAAGAUUGCAUUGAUGCAACGAAAAGAGCACUUAAACUCGAAACCGAAAUUCCAAUGAUCAUCUUUAAUGCCAAGCAAAUGUCGUGCACUUGUCAUGUGAAGGCGGAGAAAUACAGUGAUGCCAUUGGACAGUGCCGUGAAGCGCUUGAAUUGCAGAAAGAUCCAAGCGUUCUGUGCGAUCGGGCAGAGGCUUAUAUGGAAACCGAUAUGUUCGAUGAUGCCAUUCACGAUUACCAAAGUGCCCUUGAGAUGGACGAGCAUUCGCAGCGUGCAAAAGAGGGUUUGGAAAAAGCAAAGGCGCGACAAAAGCAGGCUGAACGUCGCGAUUACUAUAAAAUAUUGGGUGUAUCACGUAAGGCGACAAAGCGUGAAAUUACCAAAGCCUAUCGAAAGGCCGCACAAAAAUGGCAUCCCGAUGCAUACCAAGGUGAUGCAAAAAAGGUAGCCGAAAAGAAGUUCAUUGAUAUUGCCGCCGCAAAAGAGGUGCUCACCGACGAUAAAAAGCGAGAGCAAUUCGAUAAUGGUGAAGAUCCACUUGACCCAGAAGGUGGACAAGGUGGUUUCCGUGGUCAAAAUCCCUUCCAACAUUUCUACCAUGGGUCACCGUUCCAAUUUAAAUUUCACUUCAACUGAGGAGACACCACAUUUCUCAUUUCUUUUGUGAUCUUCAUGACAAUGUCUUCAAUUUACUGCUUCUACAACUAUAUGAUAAAAAAUACCGUUUUUUUUUUAACAUGAAACAAAAAAAAAAGAGAAUAAUUUGAAUAAUUUUUUCGGCGUUACCGUUUAACACAAGCAACAAACAACAACAACAACAAAAAACUUGUAUAUCUCAGUCAUAUCCAAAAAAAAAAAAAUGAAAAAAAUGAAAAAAAUGAAACGAUCAUUUAACUAACAGUAGAGAGGAAUAAAAAAAAUAGAGAUAAUUCGACAUUGCUACGCACUUUGUUGAACAAAAUGCACAAAGGCAAUUGUUGUUUGUUGGCUGUUUUUUUUUUAGUAUCGAUUAAAGUGGCAAACUAACGAAAUACUGGCGAAACAUUGGUUUACACAUUGAACCGACAUUGGCGACUCAUUUGGCAUUCUCAUCGGAAAGAACGCAAAACAAAAAUUCAAAAUUCGCAUAAGAAGUUAAACAUUUUUAAUGAAUUUAAAAAGAAAGAAAUAAAAUGAAAAUUGAAAAGGGAAACACAAAUGAAAAAUAAAAACAUUUCCUAUGAAUGCAUCAUUUUAUGGAGAUGAUGAUGAUAAUAAAAAAAAACUGUAAAUAAAAUAAAUUAUUACAAAUAAAAAGCAGGAGAUGAAAAUAAAUUAUUAAUAUUCUAAUGAAA
This is a messenger RNA of Sitodiplosis mosellana (orange wheat blossom midge), 3225 nucleotides long. It is a transcript of the gene P58IPK, whose product is annotated as dnaJ homolog subfamily C member 3. Gene Ontology annotation, biological process: protein folding in endoplasmic reticulum. Lineage: Eukaryota; Metazoa; Arthropoda; Insecta; Diptera; Cecidomyiidae. Gene Ontology annotation, molecular function: misfolded protein binding; protein-folding chaperone binding. The record is from RefSeq and is a predicted model, not a curated record. The transcript is spliced from 4 exons. Gene Ontology annotation, cellular component: endoplasmic reticulum. Bases 1034 to 2527 code for a protein of 497 amino acids.